This is a messenger RNA of Penicillium expansum, 483 nucleotides long. It is a transcript of the gene cgnA, whose product is annotated as collagen triple helix repeat protein. Lineage: Eukaryota; Fungi; Ascomycota; Eurotiomycetes; Eurotiales; Aspergillaceae. The coding region runs from base 1 to 483 and encodes 160 amino acids. The record is from RefSeq and is a predicted model, not a curated record. The transcript has a single exon.
AUGCGCUACUCCACCAUCAGCAGCCUCCUAUUUUUGGCUGUCUCCCCACUAGGCGUCCUCGCACGUCCCGUAGACCCCAACGAUCUGGCCGGUCAAUGGGACCCGAGUGGACAAUACCGAAAGGGUCAGUGGCAGCAUGGCGUGUUCGUUCCCAACAACGGCGAUGACCGCUACAGCCAAAAAGGCCAAACCAAUCAGCAUGGGCAACUUGAGAAAGACGGCCAGUGGGGUGACAACAAUAACCAAAACGGCCAAUACAACCAGAAUGGUCAGCAAAACAGCCAAAAUGGUUGGAUCGAUGGCAACGGUCAGUGGCACUCGAACAACCAAAAUAUUCAGAAUGGACAGGAGGGUUGGCUCGAUGCGAAUGGCCAAUUCCACGCCAACGAUCAAAAUGGUCAGAACAACAACAACCAAAAUGGCUGGACUGAUGCCAACGGUCAGUGGCACUCAACCCAAAAGCGCCAGGAACUCUACCGUUAG